Messenger RNA from Drosophila novamexicana, 3091 nucleotides. RefSeq names its product probable lysine-specific demethylase 4B. The record is from RefSeq and is a predicted model, not a curated record. Gene Ontology annotation, cellular component: nucleus. NCBI's taxonomy places the organism in Eukaryota, Metazoa, Arthropoda, Insecta, Diptera, Drosophilidae. Gene Ontology annotation, molecular function: histone H3K36 demethylase activity; histone H3K9 demethylase activity. Bases 99 to 2189 code for a protein of 696 amino acids. Gene Ontology annotation, biological process: chromatin remodeling. The transcript is spliced from 3 exons.
GCAACAACAGCAGCAGCAGUGUUGGCGCAGAUAUUAAACGCAAACUCAACGAACAGCAACAGCAACAACAAGCACAGCAGCAACAGCCGCUGCAAUUCAUGCAACAGUCGCGCAAAUUUGAGGGCAAAAUACCAAAACUAAGUCAACAACAACAGCAGCAGCAGGCGACAGCAACAGCAACAGCAACAGCAGCAACAUCUAGUCAGCAACAGCAACAACAAAUUGUUUGCAUCAACAUGUUGCCCGCAGCCAAUACACUAAAUGGCAUUCCACAGCAGCAGCAGCAGCAGCAACAUCAGCAGCAGCAGCAACAACAACAAUAUACCAGCACGGAUGGCAAUGUCUAUCAGCUGCAAAAUGAAAUACUCUGUGAUGCAAAUGGGCAGGCAACAACAGCAACAACGGCCACAUAUCAAACAACAGUCGCUGCCGUCGCCAGCAGCAGCAACAGCAGUCCGCAGCAGCAGCAUCAGCAACAGCAACAUGUUGCUGCCAGCGUUGCCGGUUCUUCUAAACAACAAGCAUACAACAGCAAGAACAACCAGUUCAAGCGGCCAUACACACCACGCUACAACAACUACAACAACAACAACAAGAACACUCAGAACAACAUGCACAACAGCUACAGCAACAACAACAACAACCACAAUGAUUGGCAGCGUCGCCAGGGCGAAGCGAAUCGCAUCUAUUACGAGGAGAUUGUCGUGAAACAAGCCAAUUCACGCGCUCUCCUCGCCGCCGACGGCAACAGUCGCAAUCGCAACAGCAACGGCGGUAACAGCGGUAACAGCGGUAACGGCAACAGCAACAGCAGCAGCAACAGCUGCCGAAGCAACAGCAACAGCAAUCGUAGCGCCGCGGUCAGUUUCGUCGACAAAUUCGCUGACUUUGUUACACAUAAUCGUAGAAAUUUGAAAAGCAACUGCGACUCUCAAGUGCACAACAGACACACUAAUAAUUACAACGCUGUCUCAUCUCUCAUCCCAAAUUCUAACAACAACAGCAAUGGCAACAACAACAACAACAACGGCAGCAACAGCAGCAGCGCUGGCAACAACGGCAACAUCAACAACAACGUGAGCAGCAGCAGCAGCAGCAGCAGCAGCAGCAAUGGCAUCAAGGCAACCAUCGGCAAGAAGACGCCCGUCAUUCUGCUGGCCGCACGUGGAGCAGUUGGCGCUGGUCACAAAUCGCAGCAGCAGCAGCAGCAACAACAACAUCCGCCGCUAGCCCUCAUCAAUGGCAGCCAAACAGGCGGCAAGCCAUCGGUCACAUUGCUGCGCGUCAAUACGAACACCAAUCGCAGCCGCCAGGUCAUCAUCGCGCCAGACGCAUCUAGCCUGCAGCAACAGCAACAGCAGCAGCAGCUGGUUGAGGAGGAGGAGGAGCUCAUCGAUGAGGAUGUCUAUGAGGAUGGCUUGUGCUCAUCCACAGCGCAAAUCUUGCGCAAAUUUCGCAUACCCAAAGGCACUGCGCUUACGGCCAAAUCAGUGGAUGGUUAUUUGACCAUGCCCACGCCCACGCCCUCGCCGCCAAUUGCAACAGCUGGCGUUGCGCUAGAUGCGGCCAGCUAUGUAGACAAUACAGACGACAUCAUCGAAGAGCUCAACGAAGAUGAUCUGGUCGAGGAGGUCAUCGAUGAGGAGGCCAACUGCGAGGAGCAGCAACUGCUGCUGCAAGAGCAGCAGCAGCAGACAACGCAUGACAACGAUGGGCUCGAUCUCAGCAGCAGCAGCAACAGCGACCACACAGCAGCUGCGGCAACAGCGCCAACAGCAACAUCCACAAUGCUGCUACAGCAGCCGCAACAGCAACAACAGCCCGCGGCAGCGUUGCAGCUGCAAACCGUGGGCCCCAAUGGCACCGUGACCUGCUUCAAUCUGCCACCGAAUACCAUACUGGUGCAAUCAUCCGAUGGUAGCAUUAUAGCGCAUCCCAGCAAGGCUGGGCAGCAGCAGCUGAUUGUGUUGCCCGCGGACUGGCCCACGGCCAAUAUGACGCUGGCUGAGACGGCGGCAGCAGCAGCUGCUGCACCGCAGCCAGCCCAAACACAAACGCUGCUGCUGACAGCCGAUGGCACCGCCAUACCCAUAAUGGCACCACUGCAGCAGCAGCAGCAACAGCAGCAACAGCAGCAGCAACAACAAGCCGCAGCUGUUGCUGCCGCAGCGCAGCUUUUUGCCGCGUAGGGUCUAAUGGGUGGCCAAAUGGGUCGAUUUUUGAAUAAUGCCACAAUAAUGCCAACAACAUAUUUCUUUUAAAUUCAAUCAGCGAAUGUUGCGCUUGCCGCAAAGCAGCCACAUGAUGGGGCACAGCUUCGUUGUGCUGCUUUGCGCCAGUUGCAACAGAGACUAAAUAAAAAAAAAAAAAGUAGACUUUAAUUUGUUUAUACAAUUUGUAAGCCCUUUCGACAAUUUGUUUGGGGCAUGGUACAUACAAAAAUCGACACAUUUGGCCACCAAAACCGGCAGCAACCACAAAAGCAAAUCAAAACGCAAUACAAUUAAACCUAUAUUUAAACAAUAAAAACGAAGCCAAGUAAAACUUAAAAGCAGCCACAAACUCAAUUGUAAAGCUAUGCAAGAAAAAGUAUAAGAAACUCAACUGAUAUUACAUAAUGUUAAAAUGCAUACCAAAUCUAUUUUUCUACAUAAAAAAAAUCACAUAACAUGCAUAUAUAUAUAUUCAUACAUAAAGAAUCCUAUAUAUAUAUAUAUACUUUGUAUAUAGUAUAUAUAAAACUCAUGUUUAUGUUCAUGUUGUGCGCAAAAUGUAAAAUGCAAAGUAAAAAUUCAAACAAAAUGUUGUUCAUAACUGACACACACACACACACACGCACGCACUCACUCAUGCACGGCAGUGUUGUGUAACAAAUUCUGUAAAUUUCAAAUCAACAUUUAAAUUAUUUUUUAACACAUAAGUAGCGUAUAUUUAAGUGCAAAAACAAAAACCACCAACGAGACACCCGAGCCCAGUUUUCUAAAUAAUAUUUUGAGCAGGCGCUGCCUCAGCGCCAGACAAAAUUUAUUUUUAACUUAAUUUAAUAUUCUUAAAACUAAAAAAAAAAAAAAACGUUUACUGUAUUAUUUGG